Rubroshorea leprosula is the source of this 969-nucleotide messenger RNA. Lineage: Eukaryota; Viridiplantae; Streptophyta; Magnoliopsida; Malvales; Dipterocarpaceae. The record is from the annotation of a GenBank genome assembly.
UUUUAAGGAAAAAAGACAAGUUACUGAUAUUCUAUAAUUGGCAAUAAAAAAUGCAAAUCCUCUAAACCACCCUUAAUUUCUUGUUCUUCCCUCGUUCCUCUUUUUAUGGAUCAUCUCAUCUCUUCCCCUGUCAUAAUCAAGAGACAACUCUGCUACGCCAUUACCGUCCUAACAAUCUCCACCUCUGCCCUUCUUCUCAAUCUCAGGGGCUCUUUUGCACCACUAUCUGUCCUCCGUUUCGGUUUCUUGUCGUGGGGAAAAACGUGUGAUUAUUCUUACGGCAGAUGGGUUCCGGACCAAAGAUCCUCGCUUCAACUUUACGCCGAGAGCUGCCCGUUUCUUGAUCCCGGCUUUCGGUGUCGGAAGAAUGGAAGAAAAGACGUAGAGUAUCUCAAAUGGAAGUGGCAGCCACACGGCUGUGAUAUUCCCAGAUUCAACGCUAGCGACCUUCUAGAAAGAAGCCAGAACGGAAGGAUAGUGUUUGCUGGCGAUUCUCUGGGAAGAAACCAGUGGGAGUCUCUGAUAUGCAUGCUUGCAGAGGCAGUCCCAAACAAGUCAACCAUUUUUGAAGAAAAUGGUAGUCCAAUAACAAAGCACAAGGGCUUUCUCUCGAUGCGAUUCCUUCACUAUAACCUCACAGUGGAGUAUUACAGAGCUCCUUUCCUAGUCGUGGUUGGUCACCCUCCUCAGGAUUCACCCUCCCAAGUUAGGAUGACAGUUAGAGUCGAUGAGAUUAGCUGGUACUCUAGACGCUGGACAGCAGCGGAUGUUAUCAUUUUUAAUGCAGGACAUUGGUGGAACGAGGAUAAAACCGUUAAAAUGUAUAUCUCUCUGCUUCUCUCUCUUUUCCAGAAUAAUUGUUGUCCAAGUCUAGUGAAGGAAGAUAUCAUUCUGUGUUUUUAGGGGCUGCUACUUUCAAGAAGAAGGGAAGCUGAACAUGACAAUGGAAGUGAUGGAGGCUUUUCGAAG